UCUUCUCUCGCUCGUUGUUUUAAUUCUUGUCGUUUAAUUUCAACCAAUCUUUGCUCUGGUUGAGGCAAAUGAUUAUGCUUAUGUCUUACACAUCCAAUUAUUUUUCCGUCUUGUUCGAAGGUAUAUGCCUUAGCUGAACAUCGUCUGUUACUACAGCGCCAAUAAGUAUCAUAAUGUAGGUAAUUUCGGAGUUCAGAUUUAUUGUAUCGAAAACCUAAAAAUAAAAAAAGCUUUGCGGACAAAUUUUGCGGACAAAUUCCUACCCCGAAAUUUGAAUCGUACUCAAGAUAGCUACCCUAAUUAGAUGAAAAAUAAAAUUCCUUCCUCCUGGACAUCCCUCUUGAUUGACGGAACUCAUUGUCCGUCCUGCGGACACAAUUGUUUGGACUCAAAUGAGGUGUACCGGGAAAAUAGCAAACAGGUAGCUUUAAUUUUAUUGUUAGUAUUAAAAAAGUCAAAUAAAAUUAUAAGAAAACCAGCCCAGACUCAAAAAUCUUAG
Molecule: messenger RNA, 499 nt
Organism: Meloidogyne enterolobii
Lineage: Eukaryota; Metazoa; Nematoda; Chromadorea; Rhabditida; Meloidogynidae
Source: the annotation of a GenBank genome assembly